Molecule: messenger RNA, 1479 nt
Organism: Vicia faba (fava bean)
Lineage: Eukaryota; Viridiplantae; Streptophyta; Magnoliopsida; Fabales; Fabaceae
Source: the annotation of a GenBank genome assembly
AUGGCUAUUGCAGCAGUUAUUGGACUGAAUGGAGGAAAGAGGCUAUUGAGUUCAUCUUACCAUUACUCAGAUAUUGUAGAAAAGUUUUCUCAUGCCUCUGACUUUGCCUCCACACAGUAUCACCUUCCUUCUUCAAAAUCUCCUCCAAUACUUGCAAAGAAAUUAUCAAAGUCUCCUCCAACUUCUCCACCAUCUCAAAGCCACGAUCACUCCAUCAAAGCUCUUAAGGAACAUGCUGUUACAGAUUCAGAACAAUGCUUUCAGGGAUACACUUCUAUUGACAUAGACGUGGCAAAUUAUUCUUUGGAGGCUCUUCUUUUGCUGCAGAAGUCAAUGCUGGAAAAACAAUGGGGUCUUUCUUUUGAAAGGGAAAAAAUCCGGAGGAAGGUGGCAGUCACUUGUUCUGGUGUUUCAGCCAGGCAAAGAAGAAUCAAUAGCAAAAGGAAGAUCACUUCUAAAAGUGCUUCCUCAAUGAUGCACCUGAGGUCCACAAUCAGUCCCGAACUCAUUCAAAACCGUUUUAAGGGGUAUGUCAAAGGUGUAGUGAGUCAGGAAUUGCUCUCUCAUGCUGAAGUUGUAAAGCUAUCUGUGAAAAUAAAAGCUGGCCUUUCCUUAGAUGAGCAUAAAUCCAGACUGAAGGAAAGAUUAGGAUGUGAACCUUCUCAUGAUCAAGUUGCAACUUCGUUGAAGAUUUCCCGUGCUGAACUACGAGCUAAAAUAAUAGAGUGCACUUUAGCAAGAGAAAAGUUGACUAUGAGCAAUGUUCGCUUAGUUAUGUCCAUUGCUCAAAGAUAUGAUAAUAUGGGAGCUGAAAUGGCUGACCUUGUCCAGGGUGGUUUAAUUGGAUUACUUGGCGGGAUUGAAAAAUUUGACUCUUCAAAAGGGUGCAAGAUUUCAACUUAUGUUUAUUGGUGGAUACGGCAGGGUGUUUCAAGAGCUCUAGUUGGGAACUCAAGAACAUUAAGAUUGCCAACUCAUUUGCAUAACAGGUUAUAUUUGAUCCGCAAUGCCCAGAAUAGACUUGAACAGAGAGGCGUCACUCCAACUAUUGAUAAAAUUGCAAAAUGCCUUAAUAUAUCUCAAAAGAAAGUUAGUAAUGCUACCGAGGCUAUCAGCAAAAUUUUCCCCCUUGAUAGGGAGCCAUUCCCCUCUCUGAAUGGUCUUCCAGGAGACACUCAUCAUAGUUACAUUGCAGAUAAACAACUUGAGAACAUCCCAUGGAAUGGAGUACAUGAGUGGGCUCUAAAGGAGGAAGUGAAUGGACUCAUUAAUGCGACCCUUGUGGAACGAGAGAGAGAAAUUGUUUGUCUUUAUUAUGGACUGAAUAAAGAAUGUAAAGAAUGUCUUUCGUGGGAAGACAUAAGUAAACGGAUAGGUUUGUCGAGAGAAAGAGUAAGGCAAGUUGGACUUGUUGCAUUGGAGAAACUAAAACAUGCCGCAAGGAAGAGGGAGAUGGAAGCCAUGCUUUUGAAGCAUUGA